AUGAAUAAUAUACAUAGAUUCAUUCAAAAACGGUUCUUUCUUCGCACUCGACAUGCUCAUCCAUUUGGAAUCGUUCUAGACAUUGAUGGAGUAUUGUUCAAAGGGCGGAACUUGUUGCCACGUGUGAAGGAGGCAUUCAGUUUGAUAACUGAUAAGAAUGGGAACUUUGUGGUGCCUACGGUGUUCCUAACAAAUGGAACGAAUAGUACCGAAAAGAUCAAAGCAGCUCAGCUCAGCGAGCAACUCGGAUUCCGAAUUCCAGCUGAUCAUGUCCUAAUGUCUCAUAGUCCGCUGAAAAUGUUCACAGAUCUUCAUGAUAAACAAGUUCUUGUCGUUGGUCAGAAGAAUGCAAGAUCCAUUGCAAAAGGAGUAGGCUUCAAGAAAGUGACCACAAUCGAUCAGUUGAAAAGUUGGUUCCCUCAUUUGGAUUGCACUGACUUCUCUCGAAAAAUCGUGGAUCCGAAGGAAACGGAAGCGGCACGGAAGAGAUUCAAACCAGUUGAGGCUAUUGUGAUGCUCGGAGAACCAUUGAAAUGGGAAAGUUCGCUUCAGUUGCUGUUGGAUUGUGUUUUGACUCAUGGAAGAAUGGACACAAUGGUUUUUCCACUGAUCGCUGGUGGUCGUCGUCCGGAUCAGAUUCCGCUUGUCGCCUGCAACGUGGAUCUCGUCUGGAUGGCUGAUGUGGCUUCACAGUUACCACGCAUUGGACAUGGGGUAUUCAUUCAUACAUUGGAUUCCAUUUAUGAGAAGUUGACAGGAUACCAUUUGCAGUUCACAGCCACGCUUGGGAAGCCAACUGAGGUCAGCUAUCUCCACGCCGCCCACCGUAUCCAACGUAUCGCCAAAACGCAAAAACUCGGAGACGUCAAGUACCUCUACGUCAUCGGCGACAAUCCUAUGUCGGAUGUUCUCGGCGCCCGUCUCUUCGAUCGAUACCUUCGUCAUGGAGGUGUUGGAAGAUUCGAUCAUCUGGAUUUGGAGUCAUUUGAGGGGAAUGAUGGAGAGAAACCGAGAGUUCGAACUAGAAAUGUCGUCGAACGAUGCAUUUCGAUUCUUGUAGAGACUGGGGUUCAUCAGGAAAACGUCCACAUGAAUGGUGUGGUCAAACCAAUUUCCGCUCUGAUUGACAAUCUUUCAAAAGGAGAACAGCUGAUGCUCAAUCAGCCAAACUUUGUCGAGUACGACUUGCACGCCGCCAUCCGAACCAUUUUAAGAAGAGAGUGCUAUCGUUAG
Messenger RNA from Caenorhabditis briggsae, 1233 nucleotides. The transcript is spliced from 7 exons. Gene Ontology annotation, cellular component: mitochondrion. The record is from RefSeq and is a predicted model, not a curated record. Bases 1 to 1233 code for a protein of 410 amino acids. Lineage: Eukaryota; Metazoa; Nematoda; Chromadorea; Rhabditida; Rhabditidae. Gene Ontology annotation, biological process: glycerophospholipid biosynthetic process.